Molecule: messenger RNA, 219 nt
Organism: Gamsiella multidivaricata
Lineage: Eukaryota; Fungi; Mortierellomycota; Mortierellomycetes; Mortierellales; Mortierellaceae
Product: G-protein gamma-like domain-containing protein
Exons: 2
Coding region: 1-219 (72 amino acids)
Biological process (GO): G protein-coupled receptor signaling pathway
Cellular component (GO): heterotrimeric G-protein complex
Molecular function (GO): G-protein beta-subunit binding
Source: RefSeq, a predicted model, not a curated record
AUGCCAACAGAAAUGCGUCUGCAACGACAGCUGGAACACAACAAGCGACUUCGCGAACAAUACGAACUCGAGCGUAUUUCCGUAUCACAAGCCAGCUCUUUGCUUAUCAAGUACUGCAUGGACACCCGAGACGUCUUUGUAACGCAGGUCUGGGGCGACCUCGAUAAGCAUGAGGAUCCCUUCAUGGCCCAACCCAAAGGAUGCUGUGCCAUUAUGUAG